Messenger RNA from Salvelinus namaycush (lake trout), 1907 nucleotides. RefSeq names its product isthmin-1-like. Gene Ontology annotation, biological process: negative regulation of angiogenesis. The record is from RefSeq and is a predicted model, not a curated record. The annotation marks the transcript as partial. NCBI's taxonomy places the organism in Eukaryota, Metazoa, Chordata, Actinopteri, Salmoniformes, Salmonidae. The transcript is spliced from 5 exons.
AAUAAUGUCAUAGCAGAGAGCAGUUUGUUAGCCCAGCAGGAUCCAGGGAAGCGGAGAGGACCAGAGCCCCAGUCAGCCCAGCGGCCUGCUGCCCUCCCCUGGGCCCAGAGUCAGGCUACUGGAGGCAGCUUGCAGAGAGACAGGCCUGGGGCCUUCCUCCUGGACCUCCACAACUUCCCUGACCUCUCCAAGGCUGAUAUAAACAGACAGAACCCCAAUAUACAGGUGACCAUAGAGGUGGUGGACGAUCUAGAAGGGGCGGAGCAUGAGAAAGACCUGAAGAUGGAGAACAAACCAGGUUUGGCCGCUCCCAACCGGAGAAACUGGUGGCAAAUCACCUCCUCCUCUUCAUCCUCCUCCUCUUCGGUCUUGACCCCACGUCGACCCAAGGAGCAGGCUAGGGAGCAGCAGCCCACCUACAGAGGAGGAGUAGAACGUGGCAGUAACACAGAGGAUAGUAACUUCCUGAAACCACGAGGGGACUGGGAGAGGAGAGGAGGCGCAGGAGGAGGAGGCACCAGCAAGGCUCAGACUGAAUAUGACUAUAUAGACGGAGACGGUGGCUGGAGUAACUGGUCUCCGUGCAGUGUGACCUGUGGGAACGGGAACCAGAAGAGGACCAGGUCAUGUGGUUACGCCUGCAGCGCCACCGAGUCACGCACCUGUGACAUGCCACCCUGCCCAGGUAUUGAAGACGCGUUCAGGACAGCCGCCACUGAGGUCAGCUUACUGGCUGGAACAGAUGAGUUCAACGCUACAGAGCUCUUUGGAGUCGACACAGACAGCUGUGAACGCUGGAUGAACUGUAAGUCUGAGUUCCUGAAGAAAUACAUGACCAAAGUCUCCAACGACCUCCCCGGCUGCCCCUGCUCCUACCCCACCGAGGUGGCCUACAGCACGGCCGACGUCCCCGACCCCGCCACACGCCGGGACUUCCGCUGGAAAGACGCCAGCGGCCCCAAGGAGAAACUAGAGAUCUACAAACCCACGGCCCGGUACUGCAUCCGCUCUAUGUUAACUCUCGAGUCCACUACUCUGGCCGCACAGCACUGCUGCUACAAUGACAACAUGAAGCUCGUCACCCGGGGUAAAGGAGCAGGAACACUCAACCUCAUCAGCAAUGAGUUCUCUGCUGACCUCCACUACAAGGUAGACAUCCUGCCCUGGAUCAUCUGUAAAGGGGACUGGAGUCGCUAUAACCAGGUCAGGCCUCCUAACAACGGGCAGAAGUGUCCAGACAACCCGCUGGAUGAGGAUUACCUCAAACAAGUUGAGGAGGCAUGGGAGUUUUAGAACUGGAGAGAUGAACAUAUGAAGGGAAAGAAAACGUAUGAAAUAUUUGUAUGAAUCUGGUACUUCAAUUGCUGCUUCAAACCAUCCAAAGCUAGAGUCCGUAUGAACUGUCUGUUGAUUUCAGCCAACGUGAUUAAAUAGACAACGUAACGCUCACAUGGACACAUCAUUGUCCUCAACAGAGACGAUGGACUCUAUUUUAAUAAUAAAACUUAACUCAAUGGUAAAUCUAAGUAUUGGCGCUAGUGCGAUAGGUUCGGGGGCGUGUCAGAAAUAUUUUUGCUAUUUUCAUAACCAGAAUUAUUGUCUCAGUAGCAGGCGGUGGUGCAUAAGGUCUGCGUUUAUUGUCUCAGUUGCAGGCGGUGGUGCAUAAGGGCUGUUUUUAUUGUCUCAGUUGCAGGCGGUGCUGCAUAAGGGCUGGGUUUAUUAUCUCAGUAGCAGGCAGUGGUGCAUAAGGGCUGAGUUUUGAUAGCAGGCGGCGGUGCAUAAAGGCUGGGUUUUGAUAGCAGGAGGUGGUGCAUAAGGGCUGGGUUUUGAUAGCAGGCGGUGGUGCAUAAGGGCUGGGUUUUGAUAGCAGGCGGUGGUGCAUAAGGGCUGGGUUUUGAUAGCAGGCG